This is a messenger RNA of Scleropages formosus (Asian bonytongue), 1569 nucleotides long. Its product is annotated as kelch-like protein 10. The transcript is spliced from 4 exons. Gene Ontology annotation, molecular function: protein binding. NCBI's taxonomy places the organism in Eukaryota, Metazoa, Chordata, Actinopteri, Osteoglossiformes, Osteoglossidae. The record is from RefSeq and is a predicted model, not a curated record. Bases 16 to 1569 code for a protein of 517 amino acids.
GGAGUGUCACCAGAGAUGAUGAGACUGAUUAUCGAGUACGCCUACACGUGCUCGGUGCCUGUAACAGAGGACAAUGUGGAGUGCCUCCUGGUAGCCGCUGACCAGUUCAACGUCAUGGGCAUCGUGCGGGCCUGCUGCAGCUUCCUGGAGAACAAGCUCUGCGUGGAGAACUGCAUCGGCAUCUACAGGUUUGCCGACUUCUACUGCUGUUCGGAGCUGCGGCAGCACGCCCGCCUCUUCAUCUUGCAGCACUUUGAGGAAGUUGUGCACACUUCUGAGGAGUUCCUGGACCUGGAUGUGCUGCAGUUUUGCGACAUCAUAGAGAAGGACAAUCUCAACAUCAAACAGGAAAAUGUGGUAUUUGAGGCCAUCCUUCAGUGGAUCGCUCACGCACCCACCACCCGCAAACACCACAUCUCUGUGCUGCUGCCCAAGGUGAGGCUAGCAUCGAUGGACAUCAACUAUUUUAUGAAUAACGUGAAGAACAAUGAGAUAGUGAGGGACAGCAAAGAAUGCAAGCCCAUCAUAAUCAACACCCUAAAGGCCAUGUAUGACCUUAAUUUGAAUGACACCCACAACUUUCAAAGUCCACUUACGCACCCACGUCUGCCCAAUGCCAUUCUACUGGCUAUCGGGGGCUGGAGUGGAAGUAGCCCCACCAAUGGCAUUGAAGCGUAUGAUGCCCGAGCCGACUGUUGGGUCAACGUGACAGUUGAGGAGGAGAGCCCUCGAGCGUAUCACGGCACUGCAUACCUCAAUGGCUUCAUCUACUGCAUCGGCGGCUUUGACAGCAUGGAAUACUUCAGCACCGUGCGGAAGUUCAAUCCUGUGACACGCACCUGGCAUCAAGCUGCUCCCAUGCACUCGCGUCGAUGCUACGUGAGCGUCGCCGUGCUGGACGGCUUCAUCUACGCCAUGGGUGGAUAUGACGGUUACGUACGUCUCAACACGGCAGAGCGGUACGAACCUGAAACCAACCUGUGGACUGUCAUCUCACCCAUGCACCAGCAGAGGAGUGACGCCAGUGCCACCUCCUUACAUGGAAAGGUGUACAUCUGUGGGGGGUUUAAUGGAAAUGAGUGCCUCUUCACUGCUGAGUACUACAGCCCUGACACCAACCAGUGGACCCUAAUUGCCCCGAUGAGGAGUCGCCGUAGUGGAGUUGGGGUUAUUGCAUAUGGAGAGCACGUCUAUGCAGUUGGGGGCUUUGAUGGGGUCAACCGACUCCGGAAUGCAGAGAUUUACAACCCGGUAACCAACAGCUGGCACAUCGUGCCUGUGCCCAUGUUCACCCCAAGGAGCAACUUUGGCAUAGAGGUAAUGGAUGGUCUCCUCUUCGUGGUCGGUGGCUUCAAUGGGUUUGCCACCAUCUUCAAUGUGGAGUACUACAACCACAGCACAAACAAGUGGUGUGAAGCCCACGACAUGGGCAUAUUCCGCAGUGCCCUCAGCUGCUGCGUGGUGCCAAGCCUUCCCAACAUCACCGAGUACGUCGCACCACGGCAUACCUUGCAGAACUCACAGAAGGAACUUAAGCAGUCUAUGUCCAAGGACAUCCUCUCCGUCUGA